Messenger RNA from Pistacia vera, 1192 nucleotides. Its product is annotated as ethylene-responsive transcription factor ERF087-like. Gene Ontology annotation, molecular function: DNA binding; DNA-binding transcription factor activity. The record is from RefSeq and is a predicted model, not a curated record. NCBI's taxonomy places the organism in Eukaryota, Viridiplantae, Streptophyta, Magnoliopsida, Sapindales, Anacardiaceae. The transcript has a single exon. Bases 76 to 924 code for a protein of 282 amino acids. Gene Ontology annotation, biological process: regulation of DNA-templated transcription.
AAUUUUCUCCCUUCACCAAACUUUGAAAAGCCUAAUCAAAAGCGAAAGCUUGGAUUUAUUGUAAUUUAGGUAUUCAUGGCAGGGCCGGAAUCAACUAAACAGACCACAACCACCAACAACAAGGUUCAAGCUCAACCAACCAAACAAGUGGCUCGUAGGUUUGUUGGAGUCCGGCAAAGGCCCUCGGGCAGAUGGGUGGCAGAAAUCAAGGACUCAUCUCAACGUGUGAGAUUAUGGUUAGGAACAUAUGAUACACCAGAAGAAGCUGCCAGAGCCUAUGAUGAAGCUGCUCGAGCCCUACGUGGGGAAAAUGCUCGAACCAAUUUUGCCUCGGUUAAUCCUUCGAGUCAAUCGGGUUCUUCCCCUUCUAACGGAGGGUUCAUGUCUGAAUCAGAUGAUCAGCGACCUGGACUUAGCUUCUCUACCUUGAAGGCCAAAUUGAGCAAGAACCUACAAAGUAUCAUGGCUAGGAAUUCAGAAAAUAAUAAGUCAACGAAAAGUAGAGUCAGUGAUCAGUGUACCUUUGCUAGUAUAUUCCACUUCAGGAGCUACCAACACCAAAGCCCUAUGAAUAUAAAGAACAUUGAAAAAGUGGUGCAACCUAGCAUCAUCGUGCCCCAUGUAGCAGACGAACCAUCUUCUUGGGAAAGCUCCAGUGUUUCUGACUGUAGCAGUGAAUGGAUAGGGUUCCGGCAACCUGGGGUGGAUUCAGACGGGUCAGAUAUUGGAGAAGUUAGCGCUGGCGAUCAAGGGUUCAUGGAUCAAAUGAUGGGGUGGAUUGAUAGCCCAGAAAUUAGAGCCAGUCAUGAGGAGUCGAGGAGUAAAAGGUUUAAGGUUUCUUCUUCAGUUGUGGUUCCUCCAACCUUUAGUGGGUCCCCACCUAAUGCUGAGAAACGAAAGGAGUACUAUUAUGGAAUAAAGUAAUUGCUAUGAUCCAUCUUCGUGUUAGAUAAAUCAAGCCAGCUAGCUUCUUUACAAAGGGAUGAGAAGCUUAAGCCAUUUGAAGUUGUUGCAUGCUGUUUUGAGUGAUGAUAAACAUAAGUUUGGAAACAUGUACAGUAAGACUUAUGAGACUUUAGAAUAAUAAGAGACCAUAAGGCAUUUGUUUUACUGUUUACGAAGUUCAGUUGCUGCAAAUAAUCAUAGAACAAGCAUGUUUAAAAGUUAGCCUAGUAACUAUUUAUUAUGUUCC